Nannizzia gypsea CBS 118893 is the source of this 2112-nucleotide messenger RNA. RefSeq names its product E1-like protein-activating enzyme Gsa7p/Apg7p. Gene Ontology annotation, cellular component: cytoplasm; phagophore assembly site. Gene Ontology annotation, biological process: autophagosome assembly; protein modification by small protein conjugation; cellular response to nitrogen starvation. Bases 1 to 2112 code for a protein of 703 amino acids. The record is from RefSeq and is a predicted model, not a curated record. Lineage: Eukaryota; Fungi; Ascomycota; Eurotiomycetes; Onygenales; Arthrodermataceae. Gene Ontology annotation, molecular function: Atg8 activating enzyme activity; Atg12 activating enzyme activity. The transcript has 7 exons.
AUGCAGUACACGCCCUUCAUCUCCGACAUAGAGUUGCCCUUCUAUUCGUCCCUGGCCUCACUCAAGGUUGACCAUGACAAACUCGAUGACUCUGCGCGCAAGGUCUUGGGCUUGUAUGAAAUAAAACCGUCUGACCGCCCUGAAGAGUCCUGUCGCAUGCAAAUAUUGGGGAAUGCUUUGCUCAAAGAUGAUGUCCCGGCGGGCUACUAUCGAGCGGAGGGUAUGAUUAAGAAUGUGAACACGAUGGAGGAAUACCGAAAUGCAGAUAAGCCAGCGAUAUUACAGCUAGCAGGAAAGACUAUAUGGGAAGCUAUUAACGAUGGGACCAUAUACUCGUGCCCUUCACUGCUUGCAUCUUUCACAGUUCUUUCAUUUGCGGAUCUCAAGAAAUACAAAUUUUCUUACUGGUUUGCUUUCCCAGCCAUACAUUCAAGUCCGCCAUGGGCACCAGCAGCAAGCUCCAUCAAUAAGGAAGAGGUGGACUCCACUGGCCAGAAACCUUCCAGUAAUGCAUCACGGCAGUUGACUGGGCCUGAGACUGUGAAUUUGGUGGACGCUGUACAGACAUGGCGGUACGGCGUUGAUGCUCGUCAACACGGCUUUUUCCUUGCCAAAAAAGUAUGGACAAAUCCCGACGAGAAGCCACUAAAGGGGCCGUAUGAAUGGCAAAUCUCACCACUUUCUGGGUAUGAAGAAGGGUUCUUCAAUAACUCCAAGGAGGAAGAUUGUUAUGUCUGUUUUGCCGACCCUUCCAACUAUGAUGAUGCGCCAAGCUGGGUGUUGAGAAACCUUCUGGUUCUUGUCCAGAAAAGAUGGAAGCUGAAUAAAGUCCAAAUCAUGCGAUACCGAGACCUGCAUUCAAGGCGAGAUCAAGGAAGGACUUUGAUAAUGACAUUGGAGACCGACAACUCUCAAACAAGUACCAACACGGAAGGAAGUGAUGCCCAAUCAAUGUUGCCCAAGAUCACAGGAUGGGAGCGGAAUUCAGCAGGAAAGCUCGCGGGCCGAAUAGUUGACCUCAAAGAAUACAUGGAUCCUCAAAGACUGGCCGACCAAUCCGUAGAUUUGAACCUCAAGUUAAUGAAGUGGAGGAUAAGUCCUAACCUUAACCUGGAUGACAUCAAGAAAACAAAAUGCCUGUUGCUAGGUGCAGGGACUCUUGGAAGCUAUGUUGCAAGAAACUUGCUCGGCUGGGGUGUGAACAAGGUCACAUUCGUCGAUAACGGGUCUGUUUCUUUCUCGAAUCCGGUCAGACAACCUCUGUUCAACUUCAACGAUUGUCUUGGAGGAGGCGCAAAGAAGGCUCUUCGCGCUGCUGAGGCUCUAAAAGAAAUAUACCCCGGUGUUGACUCGACUGGACAUGUUCUCUCUGUGCCAAUGGCAGGACAUCCCGUGGUAGACGAAGAUAAAGCAAAAGCAGAAUUUGAGUUGCUUAAGAAGCUUGUUGAGGAGCACGAUGCCAUAUUUUUAUUGAUGGACACUCGGGAGUCCCGAUGGCUUCCAACGUUGCUAGGCAAAGCAGCUGGAAAAAUAGUUUUAAAUGCUGCUCUGGGAUUUGACACUUUCGUAGUGAUGCGUCAUGGUUCUUUGGCGACAGCAGGGUCAGCAAAUGGGCUCGGAUGCUACUUUUGCAACGAUGUUGUUGCACCGGGCAAUUCCACGAAAGCGCAGACUUUGGAUCAGCAGUGCACUGUCACACGACCGGGUAUUGCCGCAAUUGCAUCCGCUCUUUUGGUAGAGCUCUUUGUCUCAAUUGUUCAGCACCCACAAGGCGCUGACGCUCCAGCAACUACCUCGUUGGACGAAGACAGCACUGAAAACCCUCACCCGCUCGGUAUAGUGCCUCAUCAAAUCCGGGGGUAUCUUUCCAGGUUCAACAAUGUCAUUGUCACCGGCAAAGAUUAUUCUUGUUGCAGUGCCUGCUCCGGUCGGAUUAUUGACCUGUACAUGCAAGAUGGCUGGGACUUUGUUAAGAGAGCCAUGAAUGAGAAAUCAUAUAUCGAGGAAGUAAGCGGCCUUAAAGAGGUCCAGCGUCUGGCGGAUGCAGUUGCUGAGGGCAUGGGAUUUUCUGACUCGGACGAUGCCGAUGAUGACGAAUUAGUCGAGAUUUAA